AUGGAUCUCUCCAACCUCCUCUCCCACACGGCAGUUAAGCCAAUGUAUACUCCUCUCGAGUCCAGCUACUAUAAGCGCUCGCCGCCUCUGUCGCCGCCAGCCGAAGAGCCUAAGGUCUCAUUGCCUUCGAUCUCAUCUCUCUUUGAGGGUGCCGAUGGUGCCCAACAGGCAGCUAAGCGCCAACGUCUUUCACCAUCUCUCGGUGAACGCCACUAUGAGCUUCCCCCAACACCACCCAUGCGCCCCGGCUCCGGCCACAGCCACCGCCGUGCAUCUCCCGUGGAGUCACUCUCCCACAAGGAAGCGCACCACCUACACCGUUCCUCAAUCUCUAGCAACAGCUCAAUCCACAUCCCCCGCAACACAGCACCCUACGCCUCGCCCGCACCAAGCGUCUCAUCCUACACAUCUCCAAUCGACGCUCCCCAACAGCCAAUGUACUACCCUCGCCCACCAACCACAUCCUCCUUCCAGCCUUCGACCCCAGCAUCAGCUCCCCAGAUGCCCUCAGUCCAGGUCCAGACGCAGCAGCACUCACACUCGGCUUCCGCUCUCAUCUCCCCCGUCACCCCGGCCUGGCAACACCACCACUACUUCCCGCCCUCCACCUCAGCCCCGUACCAGCAGAACCACGACCGGUAUAUCUGCCGUACCUGCCACAAGGCUUUCUCGCGCCCUUCCUCCCUGCGCAUCCACUCUCACUCGCACACUGGCGAGAAGCCCUUCCGCUGUACCCAUGCCGGUUGCGGUAAGGCUUUCUCCGUGCGCAGCAAUAUGAAGCGCCAUGAGCGUGGUUGCCACUCUGGUCGCCCCGGUCCUGCUACUGUUGCCACCGCGCUUGUUGUAUAA
Messenger RNA from Penicillium griseofulvum, 849 nucleotides. RefSeq names its product Zinc finger, C2H2. The record is from RefSeq and is a predicted model, not a curated record. Gene Ontology annotation, biological process: regulation of transcription by RNA polymerase II. Gene Ontology annotation, molecular function: RNA polymerase II cis-regulatory region sequence-specific DNA binding; DNA-binding transcription factor activity, RNA polymerase II-specific. The coding region runs from base 1 to 849 and encodes 282 amino acids. Gene Ontology annotation, cellular component: transcription regulator complex; PcG protein complex. The transcript has 2 exons. Lineage: Eukaryota; Fungi; Ascomycota; Eurotiomycetes; Eurotiales; Aspergillaceae.